AUGGCACCCUGGUACUCCAUCACCAGGUUACCAUGGCACCCCGGCAUCCCAGCACCCCAGCACCAGGGCACCCCACCACCAUGGCAUUCCAGCAUCCCAUCACCAGGGCACCCCGGUACUCCAUCACCAGGUUACCAUGGCACUCUGGCACCCCAGCACCAUGGCACCCCAUCACCAGGGCACCCCAGUACCAGGGCACCGUGGUACCCUGGUGCUCCAGCACCAGGUAACCAUGGCACCCCGGCGUCCCAGCACCCCAGCACCAUGGCACCCCACCACCAUGGCACCCCAGCAUCCCAGCACCAGGGCACCCCGGCAUCCCAGCACCCGGUACCCCGGUACUCCAUCACCAGGUAA
Messenger RNA from Opisthocomus hoazin, 357 nucleotides. The record is from RefSeq and is a predicted model, not a curated record. Lineage: Eukaryota; Metazoa; Chordata; Aves; Opisthocomiformes; Opisthocomidae.